This is a messenger RNA of Salvia miltiorrhiza (redroot sage), 744 nucleotides long. RefSeq lists its product as uncharacterized. Lineage: Eukaryota; Viridiplantae; Streptophyta; Magnoliopsida; Lamiales; Lamiaceae. Gene Ontology annotation, biological process: translation. The coding region runs from base 160 to 465 and encodes 101 amino acids. Gene Ontology annotation, cellular component: ribosome. The record is from RefSeq and is a predicted model, not a curated record. The transcript has 3 exons. Gene Ontology annotation, molecular function: structural constituent of ribosome.
AUUUCAUUUUGGGCUGAAGCUCAACUGGGUCCAUUAGGCCCACAUCUUCUCAAGGGACAAACGACGUCGUUGGGUGAUGAAGGAGGGUUUUAGCUGCCUGGGGUUGAAAGCAGAGGCUUCGGAGGAGAAGAAUCGCCGUCGGAAACCAAUCAAUCAGCGAUGAAACCGGUGGUGGGGACUGUGGUGUCCAACAAAAUGCAGAAAUCGGUGGUUGUGGCGGUGGACCGCCUCUUCCACCAUAAGCUAUACAACCGCUACGUCAAGCGCACCUCCAAAUUCAUGGCGCACGACGAGCAAAAUAACUGCAACAUCGGCGAUCGCGUGAGGUUGGAUCCUUCGCGGCCGCUCAGCAAGCGGAAGCAUUGGACUGUGGCCGAAAUCCUUAAGAAAGCGAGGAUAUACGUGCCGCCGUCUCUUAACAAGGAUGUUUCUACACCAAAUGAUUCAAGCAACAAGACGUCUUGAGGAGUGCAGAUCUUCUUGCCCCAGUUCAAACAUCGAGGACUUCAGCACUGCACAAUGCCCGCCGUCAGAUAUACUGGUUUUGAUGUUGUGGAGCCAUUUACUAAGAAUACCUUCUCUUUUGAUGUAGGACCUCUGUGAAUCCUUAGAAAACUUUUGUAGCAGUUUUCAUUCUAUGGGGUUUUAUAUCCGCUUGGAUUCUUUAUGAAUAUGCUGUUGUGCAUUUAUUUCGAUUGAUUAAGCGGAUUCAAGAAAUUGGAGAUGAAUCAUCUCUUUCUUUUC